This is a messenger RNA of Eriocheir sinensis (Chinese mitten crab), 5150 nucleotides long. RefSeq lists its product as uncharacterized. The annotation marks the transcript as partial. Gene Ontology annotation, molecular function: protein binding. Lineage: Eukaryota; Metazoa; Arthropoda; Malacostraca; Decapoda; Varunidae. The transcript is spliced from 6 exons. The record is from RefSeq and is a predicted model, not a curated record.
GUUUUACGGUGGAAAAAACAGUUGAGUCCUUCCCUAACCAUUGAUCUUCCACUAGAGCUGCAAGUGAAAGUCUUGUGUGCUCAAGGAGUUCUUUACACUAAACAGAAAAAGCUCACCAAGGCUAAGGAGAAGCUUGAGUAUAGUAUCGAUCUUAUCCAGAAGAAAGGCUCAGGGCCUGAGGACCCUUGCCUGGUAGUGCCAUUGCAGCAGCUUGGCCAGCUCCUGUUGGAAUAUCCUCAAGAAGACCAAGACAAAAAGGCCGGCCUCAACUGUUUGGCCCGGGUGGUGCACAUCACACAAGUCAGCAAUCGUCCAGGCAGUGUGGCGGAGUGUGAGGCUCGAGGGUUACUGCUACAACAUCGUCUUCAGCUACAGAGUAUAGAUACCCAAGAGGCCUUAAGAGAACUGCACAAACUCGGUCUCCUUUUCUCACGCUUGCAUGGAGAGCAUAGUCCCCGUACAGCUGCUAUCCACAAUCUUACAGUGCAGGUACUUGUGCAGGAAGAGAACUACUCUGAGGCCAUAAAGCACCUUCAGUCGUUCCUCAAGCACUGCAAGGAGACUCAUGGUGAUUACACCUCACAGGUCUGUGGGGUCCUCCGACAACUUUCCAGAGUAUACGCUCUCUCAGGGGACCUGGGUCGGGCUGCUCUGGCCCUCGACCAGUGCCUACAGGUGGAAAUCCUCCUCUAUGGCACCUCCUCCCGCCGUGCUCAAGCCUCUCGCAUAAGAUUACAGGAGAUGAUGCAAAAGUUGCCUAUACCAAUGAGAAAGAAGAUGUUCAGGAAAUACCCAGAGCUGCAAAAGAAACCCCGCUUCUGCAACCUAUAAGGAACAUUUUCUCUCCUGAUUCUACAUGAGCCAUCCAUCUUUUAGCUUCCUGCAAGUCAAGCAUCCGCUUACAUGCGAAUGAGUAGCAACACUGCUCAGCUUUAGCAAAAUACCAACUCAUUGCAGUCUUCAGUGGGGCAAGUCACUUGGUCUAUACAGCCAAUAAAAUUCUUAUGAAGCCAAGAGAUAGAGCGUAAUAUAAGAAGUAAUUUUUACUUUUUCAUGAUAUUUCAUUAUAUGAUAUUUCAUGUUCUAUCUCCACUCUUCCACACCACUGAAAUGCCUUCAUGGUCUGACAUUCAAACAAAGAAGUGGAGAAAAGAGUUUAUCAUUGUAUCUUAUUAAGGGUGGGUCUGCGAUGUUCUUUCUUGGUGGAAACACCGUUUUUGUUGAUUUUCUAUAGUAACUUUGUCUAAAGUUGUACUUUCUCAUGGUGUAUAAUUCCUCCAGAAAUUAUUUCAUUCCCAAGCAUUAAAUACGAGGCAUGAAUAUUUGUUACCAGUAAUAUAUUGUUCUUUAAAAGCUGCAUUCUAACAAACCUGACUUACCAAUAUCCUUCGUAUAGUUGUAAAAUGAAAGAUUAUACCUUUGGUACGAGUUUGCGUAAUUUAUAUUUUACAAAGCUUUUAUUUUAAAUAUAUUAUGAUUUUUUUUGCUUUCAAAAACUCUCAGGAAUCUGUGAAAUUGCGAGGAAAAAAUAAUACCAUAUAGCUAUGUACAAAAAUCCUUUUAUUUUGUUCAACACGAAAGAAAGGACAUUAUUCUUUAAAAUAAAAAUAAAUGAAAUCGGGUGAUAAGUUUCUGAGAAAUGUCUUUUUAAGGUGUUGAAAGCAAACUUUACAGGCGAGGAUAUUUAAAGAUGUCCGCCAUGUGUCAGGGCGGAGAUUUAAUUAAAAUCCACCCGCAGUAUAGUCCUCGCUGUCUUUCACCUGCUUCGUUUUCUUCUUAAGCCUCAGUCACAUAUUCACGAUUUCGGCUCCCGGCGCCGUCCCGACGUCAGAAAAUGUUGCCCUUCACGGUGAUCGCCAUCCUCCGGCAGGCCAUCUUCGGGGAUCGUUGCGGCUCCGCCACAUCUCACCGGCCGCCGCGGCGCGGGAGGCCGCACGCCGACAGUUUUGGAAAUGUUCAAAACAAUUGGCGCCCUCCACGACAUCUGUCAUCUGCCGGCAAGAAGCCACGAACGUCGGAUCACCAUCGCAACAACGUCGUUUCGUAGUCGGCAAUGGUCGGCACUGAAGGGGACCUCCUAACGGUGGUCGUAACGUACGUCUGGCAGCGUUGUCACUCAACCGACUGCAUACAGAUUUGUCCACGGCGCCACGCCGAGCAUCUGUUCGGGGCGGAGAUGGAGUGGCGGCCGCCGUGGGUAGAUAAACAGGUGUUUCCGGUCCGCGCUCCCUCUUCGUUCCAGUUUUUUUCCUGCAUUAACCAUGGGUGCAGACAAAGGAGCCAACAUCGAACACGUGCCCACCAGUUCACCACUAUCACAUUGCCAUGGCCCUGCCACCACCAACACCGCUUAUCCAACAACCCUUGACCCUGCCGCCCAUGCCUUCCAGUAUCAAGACACGGAGGAGGAGGAGGAGGUGGGCAGUCAGGUCAAGGGCAAGCCCAGCAGGAGCAAGAAACAGGUGUCACCCGGCGUGCUUGUUUUUGCUUCUUCCACUGACGAUACAACAGCAGCAGUCUGGUUAAAUCUAUUGUCUGUAGCAGGUUGGCCUGGUGGUUGUAUUGGAGGAAGGCAAUGACAUAAUUCUGGGUUGUAGCCUCCAUCAUGCAGUCUGUGGGUGGUGUUGGUCUUCUGGAAGAGCGGGCAAAGUGUGGUCCAUGGUGCGUACUCCCCUUUUUUAUUGUCAUCUGGACACAGGUGAAGGUCUCAAGAUGAUCGCCAGCAGUCCUAAUAACGUCCUAAUAACGUCGCUAUCACCCCCAGAUGGUGUUACGAUCGUCCUUUUCCGGUCGGUGUCAAUUAGGACUUUCGUCAACAGCCGUAGCCAUUAUGUCGGGAGGUCAUCGCUCCCCACAUACAACGGUCGGAACACCGUCCGCACCCAUCGAGAUGCCGUCUUAAUAACGUCGUUACUUGACGUAACGCCGUCGCAGCAGCACACCCAUCGGUCAUGCAGACAGGAUUAUCGGCAUAUCGAACGUCGGGACGGCGCCGGGAGUCAUUAUCAUGAAUGUGUGACUGGGGCUUUACUCUUACUUUGAAAUCUCGGUGAGUGGUGACCCUAUGAGUGGCAGAACAGAUCCACUCACGUAUCCUACGUUGUAGUCCAGGACGGCUUGACCAAUGGCGAAGUUCAAUAUGGUCUUGUUGGCGUUCUUGUACUUUGAACAAUAACGCCAUAUCCUGGAGUGCUGGUGUUCUAUCUAGCACUCCCAGGGCAGACUUUGAAAUCUCGGUGAAUGGUGACCCUAUGAGUGGCAGGGCAGAUCCACUCACGUAUCCUAUGUCGUAGUACAGGACGGCUUGACCAAUGGCGAUGUUCAAUAUGGUCUUGUUGGCGUUCUUGUACUUUGAACAAUAACGCCAUAUCCUGGAGUGCUGGUGUUCUAUCUAGCACUCCCAGGGCAGACUUUGAAAUCUCGGUGAGUGGUGACCAUAUGAAUGCCAGAGCAGAUCCACUCACGUAUCCUACGUUGUAGUACAGGACAGCUUGACCAAUGGCGAUGUUCAAUAUGGUCUUGUUGGCGUUCUUGUAUUUUGAACAAUAACGCCAUAUCCUGGAGUGCAGGUGUUUAUUAGGAUUUUGUGUUUUACCCAAUAAGCACGCUGUCAGGAUCUUGUCAAAUGUCAGCCGCUUGUACUCCCCCCACCCUCUUUGUCGGAGGUCACUUUGGCAGCUGAAAUCUUACACGCAUCUUCUUGUGGGUAUGUGGUUGCUGGUGGUUUGCAAUGGUACUCUGGCAGAAAUAACAACUGUCGGUUUUAUUUGGGCACAGGUGAUGCUGGGGGUUCUCUCGUCAAAGGAGGAAUAGUGUAGGAAUGUUGCACUGAUGUCCUUUCGCAGGUCCUACACUGUCCCUCCUACGUGCCGUCGAACUGCGAUCCCGUAAUAUCUUGUGAGGUUCUUUUUUUACAAAGUGUCAAUUCCCCUUUACCUCGAUCCCAUGUGCAUCAGUCCCCUCACUUUCCCGGUCUUUGUCUUCUUUUCAGUCACCACCUGAUAUCUGACUUUUUUUUAGAGCUGUUCCUAGCCUUUUCGACACAUGAUUGAUACACCCAUGCAGUGAGAUGCCAAAGACAUUCAGGAAUGUAAUUUAUACCAAAUGAAGAUAUCCCAUAUAACAGUUUAGAUUUUUUAUACAAAAUAUACUCGUAGUGUCAUAUAUACGUACUGGGGUUGCCAACGGCUGUAAUAUUCUAUCUAUUUAAGACUUAAAUAGAUAGAAUAUUGCAACCAAAGUCAAAAUAUGCCAAGUAAAGUCACUCUGCCUUCAAAACUGCGACCAGCACGCGCAGGGGGGCGGUUUGGGGCGGAGCAGCGGGAUGACGUCACUUGAAGCCAGUUCACGGGUGACUAAAGUUGUGGCCGUGUGUACACUUUGGAGGUGCAUUCUCGCCUUCUUUCACCGUGCAUUCAGGCAAGCCACUGGCGAAAAAAUAUGCCUUUUUAUUGUGCUAUACGUGACUGCAAUUCCAAUGCCUACAAACGGCGGUGUGGGGUGUGAGAGGGGUCAAGUUGAAGUGAUUGAUUUAUAUUAGUCCGCCUUUCUUCGUUUUCUUUAAAUUCCUGUUUCUACGUUCUCUAGUUUGGCUCCAAGAAACGUCACGCAUAAGCCACGCCUCUCCCGUGUCUCCUCCCACAAAGUUGCGUAUGACUUGAUUUGGUAUAUAUAGACUGAUUGCAACCGCUGGCAACACCAGUAAUACGUAUAUAUGACACUACGAGUAUAUUUUGUAUAAUAAACCUAAACUGUUAUAAUGGAAUAUCUUUAUUUGGCAUAAAUUACAUUCCUGAAUGCUUCUGGCAUCACACUGCAUGGGUGUAUGGAUGUGUCGAAAAAACUAGGAACAGCUCUAAGAAAACUCAGAUAUCAGGUGGUGACUGAAAAGAAGACAAUUACAAGUAUUUUUUAUGACUUAAAUUUUGUCAUAAAAAAAAAAUUAGAAGGCAGAUACAAUUGUAAUUCUUUGGCAGGGUAUUGCCACCAUCACACACGAAUAUUAGACUUUUAUUUUAUCUAAAAUUGGAUCAUUUUUAUAGAAAUUAGUGUAUAUUUGACUCCGACACCCCCUCAAUGUAUAUUUAUUUCAAAUGUUGCGAAUCUGAUGUAUUUCUGCCUUGUUUGAUAAAUAAAAGACUGUACGAAUA